Messenger RNA from Dryobates pubescens (Downy woodpecker), 356 nucleotides. It is a transcript of the gene VAMP8, whose product is annotated as vesicle associated membrane protein 8. Gene Ontology annotation, biological process: vesicle fusion; SNARE complex assembly; vesicle-mediated transport. Gene Ontology annotation, molecular function: SNAP receptor activity; syntaxin binding. The record is from RefSeq and is a predicted model, not a curated record. NCBI's taxonomy places the organism in Eukaryota, Metazoa, Chordata, Aves, Piciformes, Picidae. The transcript has 3 exons. Bases 28 to 333 code for a protein of 101 amino acids. Gene Ontology annotation, cellular component: SNARE complex; plasma membrane.
GGGACGGGACCGGCACCGGCAGCGGACAUGGCGGGCACGGCGGGCACGGCGGGCGGCGGGCGCGUGCAGGAGCUGCAGCGCGAGGUGGAGGGCGUCAAGACCAUCAUGACCCAGAACGUGGAGAGGAUCCUGGCACGGGGAGAGAACCUGGAGCAGCUCCACAGCAAGAGCCAGGACCUGGAGGCCACGUCGGAGCACUUCAAGACGACGUCGCAGAAGGUCUCUCGCCGCUACUGGUGGCGCAACGUGAAGCUGCUGGCGGCGCUGGGGCUGGCCGGAGCCAUCCUCCUCCUCCUCAUCAUCCUCCUGGCCACCGGAGCCAUCCCCACAUAGGCACCCCCCGGGCACCCCCCCGG